AUGCGCACGCAACAGGGUUCAGAGGGGGCUGUGCCCUUGCCUGGGGGGAGCUGUGGCAGCAGCAGUGGCAGUUCGGGCCUGUCGCCGGGCUCGGAUUCAGACAGCAGCUUGGGUCCCGGGCCAGGUGGACCAGUCACAGGGACCCUACGCGGGGUUCUGUCCCGGUACUGGAGCUUGGAGAGUCUACACUCCACCACUGCGCUGGUAGUGCCUGACGGGGCUCCAGACAAGGUGGGUUUGGGGGAUGAUGCGGGCAGUGAGGAAGACCUCUAUGAAGAGUUCCGCAGCUCUGGACAUCGCUUUGGGCACCCCGGCGGAGGAGGAGAGCAGCUGGCCAUAAAUGAGCUGAUCAGUGAUGGCAGUGUGGUCUAUGCUGAAGCGCUGUGGGAUCAUGUCACAAUGGACGACCAGGAACUUGGCUUCAAGGCAGGUGAUGUCAUCGAAGUAGUGGAUGCCACCAACAAGGAGUGGUGGUGGGGCCGCAUCCUGGACAGCGAGGGCUGGUUCCCAGCCAGCUUCGUUCGGUUGCGUGUGAAUCAGGAUGAGCCAAUGGAGGAAUACCUAGCUCAGCUGGAGGAGGCGCGGGAGGAGGACAGCCCUGGGGUGGGGCUGCUACUGGGGCCCGGCCUCCCCUGCAAGGAGCAGAUGAGGACCAACGUUAUUAACGAGAUCAUGAGCACAGAAAGGGACUACAUCAAACAUCUGAAGGACAUCUGUGAGGGCUAUAUUAAACAGUGCCGAAAGCGAACGGACAUGUUCACGGAAGAGCAGCUCCGCACCAUCUUUGGAAACAUUGAGGAAAUCUAUCGCUUCCAGAGGAAAUUCUUGAAAGGUCUGGAAAAGAAGUUUAACAAGGAUGAGCCACAUCUCAGCGAGAUCGGAUCCUGCUUCUUAGAGCAUCAAACAGAUUUCCAGAUCUACUCGGAAUACUGUAACAAUCAUCCCAAUGCCUGCCUCCAGCUCUCCAGACUCAUGAAGGUCAACAAGUAUGUGUUCUUCUUUGAGGCCUGCCGCCUCCUCCAGAAGAUGAUUGACAUCUCACUGGAUGGGUUUCUACUCACGCCAGUCCAGAAGAUCUGCAAGUAUCCUCUACAGCUAGCUGAGCUUCUAAAGUACACCAACCCCCAACACAGGGAUUAUAAAGAUGUAGAGGCUGCCUUAAAUGCCAUGAAGAACGUUGCCAGGUUGAUUAAUGAGAGGAAACGUCGUCUGGAAAACAUUGACAAGAUCGCUCAAUGGCAGAGCUCCAUAGAGGACUGGGAGGGAGAAGACGUUCUCAGUAGGAGUUCAGACUUGAUCUUCUCGGGCGAACUGACCAAGAUCUCCCAGCCUCAGGCCAAAAGCCAACAACGCAUGUUCUUCUUAUUUGACCAUCAGAUGGUCUACUGCAAAAAGGAUCUCCUGCGUAGAGACAUGCUUUAUUAUAAGGGCAGAAUGGAUAUGGACCAGAUGGAAGUAAUAGACUUGGAAGAUGGGAAGGACAAGGAUUUCAAUAUGAACGUAAAGAAUGCCCUGAAACUUCGCUCGCUGAAUGGAGAGGAGAUCCACCUGCUGUGUGCCAAGAAACCUGAACAGAAACAACGAUGGCUUCGUGCUUUUGCCGAUGAGCGGGGACAAGUGCAGCACGACCGUGAGACAGGUUUCUCUAUUACUGAGGUCCAGAAGAAACAAGCUAUGCUGAAUGCCUGCAAAAGCCAUCCAGCUGGGAAGCCCAAAGCGGUAACCAGGCCAUACUAUGAUUUCCUGCUCCGUCAGAAACACCCAACGCUGCCCACCAACCUGCCCCAGCAGCAGGUCUUCAUGCUGGCAGAACCCAAACGCAAGAGCUCCAACUUCUGGCACAAUAUUGGCAGACUGACACCUUUCAAGAAGUGA
Chanos chanos (milkfish) is the source of this 1875-nucleotide messenger RNA. RefSeq names its product rho guanine nucleotide exchange factor 4-like. NCBI's taxonomy places the organism in Eukaryota, Metazoa, Chordata, Actinopteri, Gonorynchiformes, Chanidae. The transcript is spliced from 11 exons. The coding region runs from base 1 to 1875 and encodes 624 amino acids. Gene Ontology annotation, molecular function: protein binding; guanyl-nucleotide exchange factor activity. Gene Ontology annotation, biological process: intracellular signal transduction. The record is from RefSeq and is a predicted model, not a curated record.